GCGGGCAGACCGGCGGCGGGCAGGCGGACAGACAGGCAGGCGGGCGGGCAGGAGGCGCCGCUCUUCCCGGGAGCCGCCCGCCCAGCGCCGCCCCCGGCCCGCGCCCCGCGCCCUCCGCCCCCGGCCGCCCGGCUGGCUGGCUGCUGCUCGACGGCGGCGGCCGUGCGCGGGCGCUCUGCAUUUCCGGGCCCCGGAGCGCUUAUAAUGGGGCCGCUGUCCGCGGGAGCCGCCGCGCCGCCUCCUCCCGCCGCUGCCGCCGCCGCUGCUCGGCCCGGCGCUGCGCGCUCCUGUGCGAGGGCGGCCGGCAUGGCCCCGCGCCCGGCCCCGCGCUGCUAGACGCUCGGACCCGGAGCCGCAGCGGAGCCGGAGCGGAGCCGAGCAGAGCGGAGCGCGGAGCGCAGCAGCCGCCGCCCAGGCCCCGCGCCGGGCACCUUCCCCGGGACCAUGGUGAAAUUCCCGGCGCUCACGCACUACUGGCCCCUCAUCCGCUUCCUGGUGCCCCUGGGCAUCACCAACAUCGCCAUCGACUUCGGGGAGCAGGCCUUGAACCGGGGCAUCGCGGCGGUGAAAGAGGAUGCGGUGGAGAUGCUGGCGAGCUACGGGCUGGCCUACUCCCUCAUGAAGUUCUUCACGGGCCCCAUGAGUGACUUCAAGAACGUGGGCCUGGUCUUUGUCAACAGCAAGCGCGACAGAACCAAGGCCGUGCUGUGCAUGGUGGUGGCGGGCGCCAUCGCCGCCAUCUUCCACACCCUGAUAGCAUACAGCGACCUGGGUUACUACAUUAUCAACAAGCUCCACCACGUGGAUGAGUCCGUGGGCAGCAAAACCAGACGGGCCUUCCUCUACCUCGCGGCCUUCCCCUUCAUGGACGCCAUGGCCUGGACCCACGCGGGCAUCCUGCUGAAGCACAAGUACAGCUUCCUGGUCGGCUGCGCCUCCAUCUCUGACGUCAUAGCUCAGGUGGUGUUUGUCGCCAUCCUGCUGCACAGUCACCUGGAGUGCCGGGAGCCUCUGCUCAUCCCCAUCCUGUCGCUCUACAUGGGUGCCCUCGUGCGCUGCACCACUCUCUGCCUGGGCUACUACAAGAACAUCCACGACAUCAUCCCCGACCGCAGCGGGCCCGAGCUGGGGGGAGAUGCCACCAUCCGAAAGAUGCUGAGCUUCUGGUGGCCCCUGGCUCUCAUCUUGGCCACACAGAGAAUCAGCCGGCCAAUUGUCAACCUCUUUGUCUCCCGGGACCUUGGUGGCAGUUCGGCAGCUACAGAGGCAGUGGCCAUCCUGACGGCCACAUACCCUGUGGGCCACAUGCCCUAUGGCUGGCUGACAGAAAUACGGGCCGUCUACCCCGCGUUUGACAAGAACAACCCCAGCAACAAGGCGGUGAGUUCCAGCAACACAGUGACCGCAGCCCACAUCAAGAAGUUCACGUUCGUGUGCAUGGCCUUGUCGCUCACGCUGUGCUUCGUGAUGUUCUGGACGCCCAACGUGUCCGAGAAGAUCCUGAUUGACAUCAUCGGGGUGGACUUUGCCUUCGCCGAGCUCUGCGUGGUGCCCCUGAGAAUCUUCUCCUUCUUCCCCAUCCCGGUCACCGUGAGGGCCCACCUCACCGGCUGGCUGAUGACCUUGAAGAAGACCUUCGUGCUGGCCCCCAGCUCUGUGCUACGUAUCAUCGUCCUCAUCACCAGCCUGGUGGUCCUGCCCUACCUGGGGGUUCACGGGGCCACCCUGGGUGUGGGCUCCCUCCUGGCAGGCUUUGUGGGAGAGUCCACCAUGGUGGCCAUAGCGGCGUGCUACGUCUACAGGAAGCAGAAAAAGAAGAUAGAGAACGAGUCGGCCGUGGAGGGGGAGGACUCAGCCAUGACGGACCUGCCCCCAGCGGAGGAAGUGGCGGACAUCGUGGAGAUGAGAGAGGAACAGGAAUGAGGGCCCCCGAGCAAUGGCCUAGGCCACGGCUGGUGGUGGGGGGUGGCGCAAGGGACUCCUGCAUCAUCCCCUGUCUCUCUCCCUCCCUCCCCCUCUACCUCUCCCCUCUAUUCUGUUUCCUUUGGGGCCUCUCAACCUUUCUGGUUUUGUUUUUGAUUUUUUUUCUUUUGGGGGGCUGGGAGGAAGGAGAUGAAAAAGCCUUGCUUCCAAGACUUUGGGGUACACUGGGGGUGCCCACCCCUCCCGGCGUGGGGGCCUUAGGACAGGUGUGCCCCUCUGCUUCCUGAACACAGACGAAACCCUGGGUGUGGCGCCCGCCUGUCUCCCGGCCCCCCACACCCCCUGGGCUGUCUCCUGCCCCCUUGGACAAUCUCCUCUUGGAACCAAAGGACUGUGGCUGUGCCCCCGGCCCCCAACACCUGUCUGGCCCCCAGACUCCACCCCGGAAAUCAGGGUCAGCAGGUGGCGCUGUUCAGUGGCUUCCUCGUUACAUGGAGGCUCAGAGGACUCGGGACCUCGUGGUCUUCUGCCCUGGGAUCAUGGGACUGUGCCCCCCUGCAUCUGUGGCCAAAAAAAAAAGAGGGUGGGGGAUUCAAGAAUGUACCCAGUGGAGGUGUGGACCCCCAACUCUGCAAGAACCCAAAGACUGUGAGAAUCCACAAGAAGGAAGAAUUCUCAAAGUUGAUGGCAUGUCAAAGUUGCUGGCCUUUGACGGUCACGCUUUGCUGGGUCCGACGGUCUAGGAGCUGGCUUUCCCCUCCUCAGCGGUCCCCUUUGUAUGUCCUGGUCCUGAGGCAUGACCUCCAACACCCGCUCUGGCCCCCCAAGGCUUGGUCUUCCCUCUCCCUUUGCUGAAGAUGGCACUAGGGCAAGUGAGAUGCAGGUUCUGACAUCACCUCCUAGUUUUGUCAGGGAGCCGAAGCUUUAAGUCAUAAUCUUGCCUUCUAAUUCCUGCCAGGUCUCCAGGGAGCCCCCAAGGUCCAUCCCCCCACCCCCACCUACCCCCCAGUCCUGAAGCACAUCUGCUCCCGCCACUCCCCUCGCCCCCACCAGAAGGCAAGACACCUUCUACAGGACGCCAGAGUUGAUCCCAAGUCGAUCCUGAGCUCCACCCCCAGGGCCAGUCUAUUUUUCUAAGUUUUUGGAAAGUGGGGUUAGUGGUUAUUUCUUUCUUCCUUUCAAAAACAGAUUACGGACACUACCCCAAAUUCUUGAUUUCAUCGGAAGUCCCGAGACUGAAAGAACCUGAACACACACACGCACACACACAAAGAUAUUUUGAGAGAUAUAAAUAUAUACUGUAUAUGUUCUGUAAUUUAUUUUAGGCUAUAAUACAUUUCCUAUUUUCGCAUUUUCAAUAAAAGGUCUCUAAU
This is a messenger RNA of Erinaceus europaeus (western European hedgehog), 3296 nucleotides long. RefSeq names its product ANKH inorganic pyrophosphate transport regulator (gene ANKH). The transcript has 12 exons. The record is from RefSeq and is a predicted model, not a curated record. The coding region runs from base 445 to 1923 and encodes 492 amino acids. Gene Ontology annotation, molecular function: phosphate transmembrane transporter activity. Gene Ontology annotation, biological process: phosphate ion transmembrane transport. NCBI's taxonomy places the organism in Eukaryota, Metazoa, Chordata, Mammalia, Eulipotyphla, Erinaceidae. Gene Ontology annotation, cellular component: membrane.